AAAAAUAUUUGUAUGCAAAGAACUAAAACAAAACAAUUUUUGUUGCACCUCUUAAUUUAAGAACACAAAGCAACAGAGUAUAUGCAUAAUUAAUAUAUUUAUUGAUAAAGAAUAUCAAAAAUGAGAAGCAAUCGGUAUUUACAGAAGGUACUGUUACACGAUGCUGAAUUAGCUUCAGUGAGAACAUAGCACAGAAUCGGAACUCGAUCGAGGUCGAGCGUCAGAAAUCGAUCGUUGCAUUUUCGACGUCCUUCCCUUUUCUUAAAGAGGAAUUUAGCAACUACAAUGAACAUUUCGUCAGGAAAAAAUGAACAACAAUCGAUAAAGAAAUUAUUGAUCGAUUUUUCAUUGUAAUAUUCCGGCAUUUAUAGGAAUAUAUGUUUAUGUGUAAGCAAACCAAAACAUCAAUGACCUUGAAAGAGAAACAAUCACGUGACUGUGAAAGAGCAUAAGGAUUGGAUAGUCAAGGCGCAUAUAAUGUGUAUUGCGCCGUGCGCGCCCUAUGUCCCGCAUUCCGUGUCCGAUAGAUGGUAGAGGUUUAGCGGGGAAGAGGGGUGAAAGACAGACUACGCGACGGCUACGACGACGACGACGAGGACGACGAGAAAGACGAGAAAGACGAGAGAGAGUGUGCCGCUGUUCGCCCGUAUGUCCGUCUGUGUGUGCGCGCGCGUAGCUCGGUUGUGUUGUCCAAGAUGAAGUCCGACUCUAAACCUUUGUUGACAGCUCAGGCGGAAAAGGCGAAUCAUUACACAUACUUGAAGGAAUUUCGCGUCGAACAAUGUCCCCUCUUUAUACAGCGCAAAUGCACACAGCACCGACCCUUCACGUGCUUCAACUGGCACUUUAUGAACCAGCGGAGGCGCAGGCCGGUGAGAAAGAGGGACCGCACCUUCAACUAUAGCGCCGAUAAUUAUUGCACCAAGUACGACGAGACCACCGGCAUAUGUCCAGAUGGAGACGAGUGUCCGUUCCUACACCGCACUGCUGGCGACACAGAAAGACGUUACCAUCUACGUUAUUAUAAAACAUGCAUGUGUGUCCAUGAUACAGACACACGUGGAUUCUGUGUUAAGAAUGGUCCUCACUGUGCCUUUGCACAUGGCAAUCAUGAUCUUCGUCCACCUGUCUAUGACAUUAAAGAGAUACAGGCAUUGGAAAAUCCUGAUUCUGAUCCUAAUUCAUCAUCUAAUGGACCAAACAUACUUGAUAAAGAACGGAAUUUGAUGAACGAAGAUCCAAAAUGGCAGGAUACAAAUUAUGUACUCAGUAAUUAUAAAACAGAACCUUGCAAACGUCCACCAAGACUUUGCCGUCAGGGUUAUGCUUGCCCACAAUAUCACAAUAGUAAAGAUAAAAGGCGUAGUCCUCGCAAGUACAAGUACAGAUCAACACCGUGUCCUAAUGUAAAACAUGGCGAAGAAUGGGGUGAACCAGGCAAUUGUGAACAGGGAGAUGCUUGUACAUAUUGUCAUACACGUACGGAGCAACAAUUCCAUCCUGAAAUAUACAAAUCUACAAAGUGCAAUGAUGUUCAACAAGCUGGAUAUUGUCCGCGCGGAGUCUUCUGUGCUUUUGCACAUGUUGACCGUGAGUGUACCCUCAUAAACCUGUUGCCAACAGAAGAAAUGAGCCUGGCGAGGGACAUGGCGGUACCUAUAGAUUGUGGCACCAAUCUGGCAGACAUUCUAAGUAAUGCGCUUCCACCUGAUAAGCGCUCUCAUGAAAAAGAUAAACCACUUAGCGAUAGUAGUAAUGGAAGUGGUGAAGUAUCAGAAUCAGCAAGUACUAGUAGCGUUGGCAGCAACAGUUCACAUAGUAAAGCCCCUGGUGCUCAACUUCAUAAUUCCAAUUCCAAUAGCACUGUAAACACUUCCAAUCAACAAAAGUUAACAAGCAUACUUUAUAAUCCUAGUUCUCUUUUGCAAGUUGGUGAAAUACGAAAACAAAUGGUUGCUAUAGACAGUGAUCCUUUAUUAACGAAAGCAGAGAAAGCUCAGCAGAAACAAAGUCUAUACAUUGCAUAUAGUUUGAAUGGAACAUUAGGCAGUCAUUCAUUAGCAACUACAGUCUCACCACUUUCGAGUUCAUUUUAUCCAAAUGAUACUGUGGAAUCUGUAGUAGGAAAUGCAUUAGAUGAGUUACAUCUAGAUGAUCCCCUAAAUUUAGUAGAAUCAAUUCACAGGGAUACUAAUUCACCAAUUAGCAAUUCAAUAUCAGCAGGCCUAGCAAGUUCUGGACUAUUAGGAAGCUCAGCGCCAGUUAAUAUUCCUGGAAUGAAUGAACGUUCCGUACUUACAAAUUUUUCACCAUCAACAUCCAGUCCACUUCAACAUUUACAUUCGACUGGUUUUCUUACGGGGUCCAGAUUUUCUCAUCAGGAUUCGAUAGAAUCGACAAUGCCAUUUAUGAAUCAAGUAUCAGAUCCAUUUAGCAAUCAUAUUUCACAACUUAGCAGUUCAGCUUCUAAACUUAGCGGAUUUAAUAGUAGUUUAUUUGAUUUUACAAAUCAAGGAAUGUCUCCAUCUCGUACUCAACCUCUCCCAGCAUCUCCAUUGGUUAAUGCAUUUUCCGUUAGUCCUAGUAACACAGGAUCUUUAUCUGAGGUACAAAGGCUCAGGGAAGAAUUAACAUCAAGUCGUGCCCAACUAGCAACAUGGGACGAACGUAUUAAUCAAGCUAGAGCUGCUUGUGCUGCUUGGCAAUUAGAAAGUGAGGAAGCUAAAAGAAAAGCAAGUAUUGCAGAACAGCAAAGGGAUGAAGCCUUGUUGCAAGUGAAAGCAUUAAGGGUAGAAAAUGAAGCGUCUAGUGGUGGACCAUACCUUCACACAUUGAGAAGAACAAGUGAGCUCAGAUCAUUAUCGAUAGCCGCAUUAAAAUCAAUUCAAUCACAGCUCCGUUUGGAUCUCGAAGAAGUAGAAAAGGUGCUGUACAGAGAAACGGCAACAAAGUGCAUGGUUUGCGAAGAACAAAAUCGCACUGUUACCCUCUCACCCUGUAACCACUACGUGGUCUGCUCGACGUGCGCUCCAAAUCAACGAGAGUGCCCGUACUGCCAGACUCCGGUUGUCUCUACAAGUUAGGUCCGAAUAUUUUGUUAGAACGCCCGUUGUUAUAAUCUCCGCUCAUUCUCAGUAACCAGGACAAAUAUCCUCAGAAUUCUAAUGUGAGUAGUACUAGAAUUUCCAAGUGAAUUCUUGGUACUUUAAAUGCGAUGGUAUGUAAAAUGAACAAUUAAAACAAUUUGUACCAAGGUACAUAUACGAUCGCAAUAGAGAGAAGAAAAAUGAAAAGAAAACAAAUUUAUUCAAAUAUAUAAUUUGACUAUCGCCAAAGUGAAUAUGGAUGUGAUAAGACUUCGUGUACGUAGUCUAUUUGUCAUACAUUUUUGUGUCAACAGUCACGCUGCUAUAUAACUGUUUAUAAAGAUUCAGAUAUCACAUCCUUUAUAUUAAGAACACAUAUUAAUGAUCUUGGAAUGAAGAACUAUUUAAUAUAUAAUACAAGAUACAUUUAUUAGCAGGGUGCUAGCUAAAUAGUUAGCAUUUAAUAACACAUAUGUGUACCAGUUACACAAAUUUGUAGCUUGAAGGAAAAGAAAAAACAAUAUAAUCAUAAAUGAUGGACAAAGUUUUGG
Eufriesea mexicana is the source of this 3637-nucleotide messenger RNA. RefSeq names its product RING finger protein unk (gene unk). NCBI's taxonomy places the organism in Eukaryota, Metazoa, Arthropoda, Insecta, Hymenoptera, Apidae. Gene Ontology annotation, molecular function: metal ion binding. The record is from RefSeq and is a predicted model, not a curated record. The transcript is spliced from 12 exons. Bases 696 to 3083 code for a protein of 795 amino acids.